Messenger RNA from Brienomyrus brachyistius, 4870 nucleotides. RefSeq names its product rho-related BTB domain-containing protein 2-like. Gene Ontology annotation, molecular function: GTP binding; protein binding; GTPase activity. The record is from RefSeq and is a predicted model, not a curated record. Lineage: Eukaryota; Metazoa; Chordata; Actinopteri; Osteoglossiformes; Mormyridae. Bases 602 to 2737 code for a protein of 711 amino acids. The transcript has 10 exons. Gene Ontology annotation, biological process: small GTPase-mediated signal transduction.
UGUGGUCAGAAGGUCGUUGGUUCAUGCUGGCAGUGUGAUGUCACUGCUGGACCCAUGAACAAGGCCCCUACUCCCAGGUGUUCCAGAGUGCACUGAUCCAGGGACUGGCUGACUGUGCUUUCUCCCUUUGUUUUGGAAAAACACACCUAUUACAUAAUUGUAAUGGAAAAGAUUAAUUUAUGCUUUCAUUUGAAAGUCUAAAAUAUAGACAGGGAGGAUCAGGGGGCUCAGUGGGUGGUUAGGGUUAGGCGGUGGUGCUGUUGGCUCACACCUCCAGUUUGGGGUCAUUUCCUACCCCUGGCUCUGUGAGUUUAAAGUCUGCCAUGUUCUUCCUGUGUUCAUGUGACGUCCCCUUGAACACUGCUAAGAUGAGCGGUUCAGGCGAAUCUGCGUGUCUGAAAUGGAACGAUGGACUUUGCUGUCUUGGAGAAGCUGCGGACUCAUCCAGACCCUGCUCCGGAAGAUGGAGGGAUGAAGCACUAACCGAGCCGUCUAAAUUCAGGAAUUGUUUUAAAAAAAGUUAUCGCCAAAGCCUAACACUUAUGUAUGCUGCUUAAUGAGUGUUGAGCCCUUGCGAUGCUGUGGGAGCGCGUGGUGAAAUAUGUCCCAGUUGAUGGAUUUUGACAUGGACUAUGAGCGGCCAAACGUUGAGACCAUCAAGUGCGUGGUGGUUGGGGACAAUGCGGUGGGGAAGACGCGCCUGAUCUGCGCCCGCGCCUGCAACGCCACCCUCACGCAGUACCAGCUGCUCGCCACUCACGUGCCCACUGUCUGGGCCAUCGACCAAUACCGUGUCUGCCAGGAGGUUUUGGAGCGCUCUAGAGAUGUGGUGGAUGACGUCAGCGUCUCCCUGCGCCUCUGGGACACCUUCGGGGAUCACCACAAGGACCGGCGCUUCGCCUACGGAAGGUCGGACGUGGUGGUGCUCUGCUUCUCCAUCGCCAACCCCAACUCCCUGCACCAUGUGAGGACCAUGUGGUACCCGGAGAUCAAGCACUUCUGCCCACGUGCCCCCGUCAUUCUGGUCGGGUGCCAGCUGGACCUGCGCUAUGCUGACCUGGAAGCCGUAAACAGAGCUCGGCGCCCCCUAGCCAGACCCAUUAAGUCCCAUGAGAUCCUGGCACCGGAGAAAGGCCGUGAGGUGGCCAAGGAGCUGGGCGUGCCAUACUACGAGACCAGCGUCGUGGCACAGUUCGGGGUGAAGGACGUCUUCGACAACGCGAUCCGUGCUGCUCUCAUCUCACGGCGCCAUCUGCAGUUUUGGAAGUCGCACCUCCGUAACGUCCAGCGGCCCCUGCUGCAGGCACCCUUCCUGCCUCCCAAGCCCCCGCCCCCUAUAAUCACUGUUCCCCCCGCACCGUCUAUCGCUGAGGAGCACCCUGGCCGGCUGCUGGAGGACCCACUGUGCGCCGAUGUCAUCCUGGUCCUGCAGGAGCAGCAUCGCAUCUUCGCCCACAAGAUCUACCUGGCCACCGCCUCAUCCAAAUUCUACGACCUGUUCCUCAUGGACCUGAGUGCAGAGACACAGGAGGAGGAAUAUGAGGAGAAGAAGGAGGUACUGCCUCGGGGCCCAUCCCUCAACUGCCGGGAACCCCCGGUGCGGGCUGCCAGCUUCGACGUGCGGGACAGCGGUGAGGAGGGCACCCGGGCCGGGCCCCGGGGUUGCACCAGUGACGGUGCCCUGAAAGGAGGCGCCUCGGAAGUGUGCCUCAGGGGUCGCCUGCUGUCCACCUGGAGCCGGGCAUUUGUGAGCAUCCAGGAGGAGCUGGUGGAUGACCCAGCCACCUACACGCCGCGGCUGAUGACGGUGGUGCACUUGGAUUCGUCAGUGCUGCUGAGCCCCUUCCGGGCAGUUUUGCGAUACCUCUACACGGGCGAGCUGGACGUGCACGAGAAGGAGCUCAUGCACAUUGCGCACAUCGCCGAGCUGCUCGAGGUGUUCGACCUGCGCAUGAUGGUCGCCAACAUCCUCAACAACGAGGCCUUCAUGAACCAGGAGAUCACCAAAGCCUUCCAUGUGCGCCGCACCAACAGGGUGAAGGAAUGCCUGGCCAAGGGCACCUUCUCAGAUGUGAUGUUCAGAGUGGACGAUGGCACCAUCCUUGCCCACAAGCCACUGCUCAUCUCCAGCUGUGACUGGAUGGCAGCCAUGUUUGGCGGGCCCUUUGUGGAGAGCUGCACCAAGGAGGUGCUUCUCCCCAACACCACACGCAGCUGCAUGCGGGCAGUGAUGGAGUAUCUGUACACUGGGCGCUUCUGCUCACGGCCAGACCUUGACGCCAUGGAGCUCAUCAUUCUAGCCAACCGUCUCUGCCUCUCUCACCUGGUGGCUCUUACAGAGCUGUACACGGUGACCAUUCUGAUGGAGGCUGCCAUGAUGGGGGCCGACAUCGACGGCGACGUGCUGCUUUACCUCGAGAUGGCUCAGUUCCACCGCGCCCAUCAGCUCACUGAUUGGUGCCUCCACCACAUCUGCACCAACUACAACAGCGUGUGCCGCAAGUUUCCCAGGGACAUGAAAGCCAAAUCCACAGAAAACCAAGAGUACUUCGAAAAGCACCGCUGGCCACCCGUCUGGUACCUAAAGGAGGACGACCAUUACCAGCGAGCGCGGAAGGAGAGGGAGAAGGAAGACUUCUUGUAUCAGAAGCGGCAGUGCAAGCGAAAAUGGCUGUUCUGGAACCUUCCGUCUUCGCCCUCCUCCAGUUCCCCAUCUGGUUCUUCCGCAGUUGUCUGAUCGGUCGCUGUUGGAGAGGUACCACCCUUCGCUCAUCCAACUGGGCCGGACUGUGCUCUGCGAGCUGUACCGAGGACGGACAGAUGGACUGAUUCCUUUUGGGCUACAUUAUCCGCAGCCAGCAUCCAGUGUCUGCAACAGGGCUGUGCUUAUACACAGCAAGGAAGGACCUCACUGGCUCCGAGGGGAAAUAGGGAUCCAGGAAGGACCAUCGCCAACCUGGGUUCUCAAUAAUCUUAAUCACCUCACUUUAAAAGUGGAUAUUACUGGAGCACAUAAGGCUCCAACCUCAGUCUAGGAGCAAGCAGCUUUUUAAAAUACUAUGUUCCUUAGAUAAGAUGCAGUAGAUCCAGGCACGUAUGAUAUGUCGCUGUUGCAGUUCCUGCAUGUGUCACCAGAUGGAGCUGUUAAAGGCUGCUAAAUCAAUGCUGAGGGAGUCCUGCAUGGUGGUGCAUUAGAAACUAAUAACUAUUUGCUUGACAGCUGCAGUACUGCAUACAGCCAAGGAAAACAACCAGCAACCCCGAUUUAAAAAGAGAAAAGUCUGUUCCCACUGCUUUUAUUUCACGUAAAUGGCAGGUCAGUGUGAGUUGCAAUGGCAGUAUACAAAUGCGGAGUGAAGUUAUUGGUCCAGAAGGGGUCUGGCCCUUUUCUGAUUGGCUGAAAGCACAGCUCCUGCAGGACCCCACGGAAGCUUUCAGGUCACGUGAUUAUAGUUGCGCUGUCAUAGUCUGCAAGUUCCGAGUGUGUCCAGACGGUGGCCUGCGGACGAUGUAGGACUGAAGCGGGACUCGUCGCUCUGUGCUGCGCCCUUGGUGUGUGUGUGUGUGUGUGUGUGUGUGUGUGUGUGUAUGUGUGUGUGUGUGUGUGUGCGUGCGCGCUGACUCCCUGACAAGGACUUCUGUAGUAACGAACGGUGAAGCUUUGUAACUUCACAGGAAGAAAACAGACCUGUGUUUCUGCAUAGAAGCAGUUGAGUAUUUUCUUAGAUAUUCUUCGCAGAGCAGUUUUUUUUCCUUCUUGCACUCGUACCUGAUUGUGGAUGUUCUCUGUGGGAGAAACUCAUCAUCCGUUUCCUGCUUUUGGUUCCCGCAUAGGGCUGACGGCUUGGGCUCUCUUUUGUUUAUUUUUUUACUCCCCGGAAAUGGGGUGGUAGGGAUGGAGGGGGGGGGGGUGGCCUCUGCACCGUUGCCCCCACAGAGCCGCCUGUGGUGGAAAUGCUUCUGAGAGAACGUAGAAGCAGGCUGGACGUGAGGAUGGCCAUCAGGCACCGCAAGACUGCAAGCCGGCCUCCUUUCGGUCAGGGGGACUCCAGUGAACUCUGCUGAGAGGUGCCAAGCUUCCACCGGGCAGCAGAGAGGGCCGGCCAGGGUACUGGAGGCCUUGGGAAUACCCCUGGCACUGCUCUCCCUCAGGCCGUGGCGGGGGAGAGCCCUGAGGAGAGCCCUGAGGAGAGCCCUGAGGAGAGCCCUGAGGAGAGCCCUGAGGAGAGCCCUGAGGAGAGCCCUGAGGAGAGUCCUGAGGAGAGCCCUGAGGAGAGUCCUGAGGAGAGCCCUGAGGAGAGUCCUGAGGAGAGUCCUGAGGAGAGCCCUGAGGAGAGCCCUGAGGAGAGCCCUGAGGAGAGCCCUGAGGAGAGCCCUGAGGAGAGCCCUGAGGAGAGUCCUGAGGAGAGCCCUGAGGAGAGCCCUGAGGAGAGCCCUGAGGAGAGUCCUGAGGAGAGCCCUGAGGAGAGCCCUGAGGAGAGCCCUGAGGAGAGCCCGGCACUGCUCAGUAUUAUCGUCACGGUUUCUCAUUCAGGUUUCCUUAUUUUUUUUUUAUCUUUUCUAAAAUAUACUGUUUUGGCCUUGUUUCACAGCUUGGUGAUUUGUUGAUUUAAAAAACAUUACUUGCGUGUGUCACCAUCAUUUCUUUUCUUAUGGCUUAUUUUUCAGUGAAUAUGUCAUUGAACAUGAAGAGCUGUGUUGCUGUGGCAAGUCCUUUAUGUAAGAGGCCUGCUGGAGUAUAUCUGUGGAAAUAAUGACAAGCUGCAGGCACCAGGUUUCCGGUGUGAUCGUUUAAAAUUGUAGCUUUUUGUGCUUGUAAUGGAGAAAAAGAAAUGUACAUGUAUAAAUGGCUUAUUUUUAUAUCCAGUAA